UCGUAAGCGACCAUCUCUCGUAAGCGACCAUUUUUUCUGAUCCCGAGGUGGUCGCUUACGAGAGAGUUGACUGUACUUCCACAUGCAUUAUUUAUUACUAAUCGUUCAAGUGAGGCCUUGCUGUUAAAAUAAUUACUGAAAACACAAGAUACAAUUCCCUUCUUUCCUUUAGUGUGAUGGGAGAUUGUUUCUCUUUGAUGUUUUAAUGCGUAGUGUGUUACCUGUCAUGUAUUUGCUAGGAGAAUAGCUAGGGAAGUCAGAGAACGAAUGUAUGUAUGCCAAUUAGUAGCCAUCAGCUAAAACAGAAUUAUAUUUCAAUGAAUAGGUUCAUGAUGAAUCUAAUGAAGAAAUGCGUUCUUAGACUGGCUUUAUAUUUUGCUUAUGGAUUGUUUGGAAGCUGGUUGUUUUGUUCUAUCGAGAAAAGAGAUGAAAAUUACUCCAUAACCGGACAAAGGUUGCUUGACAAGUUGAAGCAAAAAAUGGCUGCUAAAUAUAACUUGACAAACUCAACAGACUUCUACGAGUUUGUUUUGGCAGCUUCUGAAGCAAUUGCAGUUCAAAGUCAACCUGACUGGACAUUCACUAGUGGGUGUGGUUUCGCGUUUGCUGCUCUGACUACUGUUGGUUAUGGUGAUAUGUCUCCCAAAACGACUGUUGGUAAAGUCGUCCUCAUACCUUACUGCCUGAUAGGUCUACCACUAACUAUGCUGGCUUUGAAAACAUCAGGAGAAGUGAUACAUCUGUCUAUUAAAACUAUCGCAGUCAACUUCGAAAGGAAAGUUCUUAAACGCCAGCAUCCCGAAAAGAAACUCAUCAAAUGUUUCAUAAUAAUUAUUAGCAUUAUGACAGUCGUUAUUUGUGCUGCUGCAGCAGGAGAGGUGGCCUUGGAGGGUUGGACAUUUCUAGAUGGUGUAUAUUGUUGGUUUGUUACAUUCACUACUAUUGGUUUUGGUGAUUUUGUUCCAUUUAAACAAUACAGAGAGAAGAAUGAAAACAAUGACACAAGAUGGAGGGUAUAUGUUGCUGGUAUUCUUUUUACCGUUCCAUUUGUUGGUGGACUCUGUCUUGUGUCUAGCUURUUGAGUGUAAUCAUACAGGGAUCAGAAAAUGUCAAAAUUCAUUUUCACAAGAUUUGUUCAUGUUGUGGACAACAAACAGGGCCUGAAGCAAACGAUGUUGACAGCAGUAAGACUGAUAUUAGGCUUCAGUCAUUCAGUGUUAAUCCACAAAAACACACCAAAUCAUGAAAUGAAACUUUGCAAGAGCAUUCUUUUCWGCUUCGAAAUAAUAAAUUACAAUCAUUAUCAGACAAGAUUAAGCAGUGCAUGGAGCGGGAUCGGAACUUAUUUCCAGCAAUGAAAAGACGUCAAAUUGCUAGAUAGUCGUAUGGAUUUACAUUGAGGCAAGAGAUAUCAAGGACCCCAACACGUUAUGUGAUGAACUCUACAGUCAAAGAGGGAGGAAACGCACCUUAUCACUCAGUACUGCAUGUAAUUUGUGCUUUGCAUUGGAUUCGUCCGAUGUGCUGAUUGUAGGUUUAGCGAGACGUUUCUAAGUUGUUUACGACGCAUUCAAAUAACACACAUGCCUUGUUUCAGACUUUAUUUGAUAAAAUUGAACAUUCCAAACUGUCCAAAAUCGGGAAUGAUAAUAUAAUACUAUUAAUGUACACUCAAAAUAAGCAGGAACAGAAAAAGGCACAGAAGUUGAGACUACUGAAGGAAACAAGAAUGGUGAUGACAAUAAAUGAAUUCUAUUCUUACACUUAAAACUUCUGUGCUUUUUGAACCCGACAACUUUUAUUUUAAUUAAGAACGUUUUUUCCUUGUCUGAUAUGAUCAAAUCGACGAACUGUCAAUCACAGCUGACAAUCUCAACAACA
This is a messenger RNA of Exaiptasia diaphana, 1882 nucleotides long. RefSeq names its product potassium channel subfamily K member 15. The transcript has 3 exons. Bases 276 to 1247 code for a protein of 323 amino acids. Lineage: Eukaryota; Metazoa; Cnidaria; Anthozoa; Actiniaria; Aiptasiidae. Gene Ontology annotation, cellular component: membrane. Gene Ontology annotation, molecular function: potassium ion leak channel activity. Gene Ontology annotation, biological process: stabilization of membrane potential; potassium ion transmembrane transport. The record is from RefSeq and is a predicted model, not a curated record.